CCCCCACACAAACCAGUAUAAAGCUGCAGGUUGGCUGCACAAUGGGCUGUUGGAAAGUUCUCCUGCUCCCCAGGAUCUUCCUCUCACUGUGCAGGUAGAGCGGCUCUUUUCUCUCCUCAGCUUAUGCUCCUCAUCUUAUUCUAUAGAAUUCUCAUGCACACUCACUCUUACAUAGGCUUUUAUUUGUGUUUUUAAUGAAUAACUACUGUAUUUUCUGGCUUAGUAUUUCCUUUCUGUAUUUAGUGCAUCAGGGAGACCAUGGGACCAUCCGGCAUCUGCCUUGUGGCUCUGCUUUCCCUACUGAUCCCGGCUCACUCGGCCCCUGAUCCCACCCUGGACACUCACUGGCAGCUGUGGGUUAAAACUCACCAGAAGAGCUAUAAGGAUUGGGAAGAGGAACGUGCAAGACGAACCAUCUGGGAGGAGACACUGAAAUUUAUCACCGCCCAUAACUUGGAAUAUUCCUUGGGGCUCCACACUUAUGAGGUUGGGAUGAACCAUCUGGGAGAUAUGGUACAACAUCUUGAAUCUGCUCCUCAGGAAGGGAAUGGAAACUACACACAGGGCAGCAGGUUUAUAUGCAACCCACACUUUCCUCAGUGCCCUGCAUGCACAUCUGAUGGAAGCACGCCCAUUGUACCCGCGAUCAAUAUCACUGAGCAGAGCUGCAUCUGUCGCCCAUCCUCUUGCCUGUCCAUGCACCUUAAUACCUAUUCUGCAACACCCAAACUACUGUCUGUUUCACUGUAGUGGCAUCAGUCACCAAUCAAAGUGGCCAUCUGCAUCUCUUACCUUCCUUCCCUAACUCUCAACCAGACUUUGUUUAAACCAGUAUGCCCAUCCCAUUCAUACCUUGCAGCAUCUCCUGCUUACUUGGGAUGAGCCCUACCAAACCCAACCAGUAUCUGAACGUGAGAACCCAAGAAUGCUCAGAGGAAGAUCAAAGGUUCAGACGUAUUUUAUAGAAAACUGAAAGAACAUAGCCUUUUAAUAAAUGUGUUCUGGUACAAGAAAAUAAGGAUAUUAAUUAAAUC
Xenopus tropicalis (tropical clawed frog) is the source of this 1034-nucleotide messenger RNA. Its product is annotated as cathepsin K-like. The transcript has 3 exons. Lineage: Eukaryota; Metazoa; Chordata; Amphibia; Anura; Pipidae. Bases 259 to 750 code for a protein of 163 amino acids. The record is from RefSeq and is a predicted model, not a curated record.